UCAAAGCGAGAGCCUCGCCGACAUUCAGGCUCACAAGUUUUGUUGUCAACCGUCGGACCCAACCUGAACAUACUUUGAUCAAGAGAAACUACUUGUUUUGACCAGCCGAAAGGACUUCCAACAUGUACAAGUUGGUCAUCUGAUACAGGGGUUUUGGCUAAGGCAGAGUGAUAGAGUUCGGCAAACGAGGGCAAUGCGGUUUCGACUAUCCUACGUUGGAGUCACCCUGCUCCUGGUAGCGUGCACUGUUACCAUCACACUGAUUGGACGGAAAUCCAUUUGGCUGGCUAUCUCAGAUCCUCCCAGCAGCCGUCUGGAGACAAGGAGCAUACAUAUAAAUGCCGGGUGUAGUUGCGACGACUCUGAAACGGCACGGAAAAACGAAAGGACUUCAAGAGACAUGAAAGCUGACAUCAUCCGCCUGAUAAACACAGUCUUAAAGGACUCACUGGAAAGGAACAGCUCAUCAGAUAAAUCACAAUCCCCAACGAAGCUCGACAUCGUGGGGAAAGGUUCAAACGACAGCUCUAUAGAUCUCGUCGAAGCUAUGCGUACCUUUAAAGGGACGUGGAGGGAAAAUAAAGUGCUUUCCAGACAGAUGAAGCAUGAGCUGGCGGAGUGUUGUGACGUCGAGUCGUCCGUCAUGACCAAACGGAACGUCAGAGUGGGAGACGUGCUACCAAACGUGCUCAACCCAAAACUACCUCUGAAAAUAACCAGGGACAUCUACAGUGUCUUACCCAAGGAAUCUCCUUUCAUGAAUAAGCAUUACCAGAGGUGUGCAGUGGUGGGGAACAGCGGGAUACUGCAGAGAAGUCGCUGUGGGGCAUCCAUCGACAGUGCGGACGCAGUAUUCAGGUGUAACUUGCCACCAUUGGGAAAACAAAUCUACAGGAAGGAUGCUGGGAUAAAGUUGACCUUAACAACGGCCCCCCUAUCCAUGCUGAAAUCGUACGCACAAAUGAAGGACAAGUCUGUGAAAGAGAGGUUUCUAAAGGACAUGGAGCCAUACCAGGGAAUACUGUCACUUAAGAAACCCAACAAUUAUACCAACUACAUGAUCCAAGCUUUAGAAGGUGCCAUGAAAGGCAGACUCUGUGCAGUUUAUGAACAUCCUCAUCACUUCCUGAGUGUUAAUAACUACUGGAACAAUCAUGGAAUUCCCAGAAAAAUUACAUCAGGUAUCUACAUGAUCAGCAUGGCCCUGACUCUCUGUGAUGAUAUCCAUGUUUAUGGCUUCUGGCCCUUUCCCACUGAUGACAAGGGAAACAAGGUGCUCUACCAUUACUACAAGGCACCGAUCUUCAUCAAGGACACCCACGACAUGCCCUUGGAGUUCCUUUUGAUAAAACAGAUGCACCAAGACGGAAUCAUUAAAGUUCACAUGCACUGUGCACAAACUAUUGGUCAGUCUAAGCAACAUCCAAUUGGUAAGAAACAAGUAAGGCCCCGGCUCUGAGGAGUUGCCAAUAACAUUAUCCGUCAUUGUUGUACUGGGAAUUUUUGUACUACAUGUAUCUCAUGAAGAUUGUCUUUCAGGUACAGUUGUUGCUAAAAGUUUGUAUCUUUUAAUUGGAUUUACUUAAUUUCACUAUCAGAUCUGGAUUAAGAACAAAAAUGGCAAGGCAAAUUCAAAAUUAAAUGUUUCAAAUGCACAAAUUCAGAGUAAAAAAAAGUAACCCACGCUUGUUGUAUCUUUAUUUCAUUUAUGCAAACUGGCAAAACCUAUUUCACAAAAAGGAAUGAUGUCUCUCACAAAUCAUAUUAAACCAACAAAAAGGGACAAAUCUAUCACAAAAUCAUUUGAUGACAUAUGUUCCAUUUCUGCUUUAAAACUUUACAACUGUUACAUCAGUUUUUUUCACUAGAACACACGAGAGACAUUUUUAUUUGGAGCUUGACAGUAUUAGUGUCUAAUACCCAACUCUUUGAAAGUCUGAAAUAGUUUCAUGUACCUGUACUGGGCAUAAAGCCAUCUAGGUCUGGUGGCUGUCACUUAAAGUACAAGUAACAUCAGCUGUUGGUCAAAUGGGCCAUUUUAACUAUUUUCACCUCUUCUGUUGCUAUUGGUGGCCACAAUUACAUACCACAAGUCCAGUAAUCCAGCUAUAUGGCAAGGCACUGUGUCUUCAGAAGGAAAUUUCUCUUUCCAACUGCACAAUACAAUAUCCACCACACCACCCACCACCUUGAAGUUCACAUUUCAAUACAGUGCAUGGAAUAUAUAAAUUGUAUGUGGAUGGUGCCAGAACCAAUACAGUGUAUAGAUGCAUAGUCACUCACAUUGCAUUUCUUGUACACAUUCAAAAUCACUGCAGUUGGUACUGAACAAUCUCUGAACUGAACAUUCAAGUACUGUGGCUUGCCAUGCUUACUGCCCUGUUUGAAAAGUUUUACAGUUAAAUCUGGAGAAUUUGUAGUCCAACCAUUAUCUACUAGUAUAAUGCUUCAAGGUAAUUUGAAAGGCUCCCAAUUACAAUCAAUGUUUCCAACCAUCAACGUUCUAGUAUACAUGUAAAAUACAUGUAUGAGGAAUUUUGUUUAGGGAGUGGAUGGGGUGGGUGUAAAAGAAAUGUAAAAUGCCCAUGCUCAGAUAAUCUAUGAUGUACAUCACUUUA
Branchiostoma belcheri (Belcher's lancelet) is the source of this 2618-nucleotide messenger RNA. RefSeq names its product alpha-2,8-sialyltransferase 8B-like. Gene Ontology annotation, molecular function: alpha-N-acetylneuraminate alpha-2,8-sialyltransferase activity. Lineage: Eukaryota; Metazoa; Chordata; Leptocardii; Amphioxiformes; Branchiostomatidae. Gene Ontology annotation, biological process: N-glycan processing; oligosaccharide metabolic process. The coding region runs from base 194 to 1459 and encodes 421 amino acids. The record is from RefSeq and is a predicted model, not a curated record. The transcript is spliced from 9 exons.